Messenger RNA from Penaeus indicus, 1146 nucleotides. RefSeq names its product probable protein kinase DDB_G0277539. The transcript has 4 exons. Lineage: Eukaryota; Metazoa; Arthropoda; Malacostraca; Decapoda; Penaeidae. Bases 1 to 1146 code for a protein of 381 amino acids. The record is from RefSeq and is a predicted model, not a curated record.
AUGAGCCUGGAGCACGUAAGGAUCCCUUUUCCGCCCUCCCCGACAUUCCUGACGGUGGGAUCCACGACGCUGCAGGAUCCCCGUCCUUCGGAUACUCUACUGCAGGAACUAAGGGCGCAGCUCAGUGCCUUCACGAGUCAGCAUCUGCGGGAGAGCGUGAACGCGUCGAGGGCCCUUCAAGAGCUCCUCAGCGGAAGGACAGGACUGGACGCCGAGGUCGGGAGGAUGGGUGGCGCAGCCAGAGAUCUUGAGGGUCACAGGGGUCGGCGGCAGAUCGUGACCCCUGACCUGGGGGCGCUGCAGUCGGGCUACACGAGGUUCUUCGGGGGGAACAACAGGAGACACCACACGUCAUCGUCCAAGAAGAGGAAGAAGAAGAAGAAGAAAAACCCCGGCGAGGACGACAUGCCCAUCGUGCUGGUGCCGGAGGAGAGCGCCGCCGAGUGCGUGUCCAACAACCAGCUCUCCUCCUUCGGCUUCCUCGGCUUCGUGCUCAAUGUGGUCAACGCCGUCAUCAACGUGGCCAACAACCUCAACAACAACGACAACAGCAACAACGACAACGACAACAACAACAACAACAACGACGGCAACACGAACCAGGUGGCGAUCACGGAGACGGCCACCAACGACAACCCUCCGGUCAUGGCGAUUGCCGGGCGCCGCGUCCAGCGCCUCAAGAUGAUGCGGACGGCCCUCAGCUCGCACCUGCGGAGCGUCCGCAACUACAGGACGCGGAAUCGAAGGUCUGGGACGUCCUCCUCGAGAUCCUGCAUCGGAGGAGGGGGCAGAGACGACGACGGCGACGGCGAAGGAGGAAGCGGCUCCGACGUGGUGGACGAGGCGCUGGUGGCCGCCGUGGCGCUGAUGGACAUGUGGAAGGAGGUGCUGUUCGAGGAGGACCCGGUGUGCAUGGCGCUCGAGUUCUGCGACGCGGCGGGGAAGCUCGGGCGGGUCUCGCGGCUGGCGGGCAUGAUGGCGCAGGUGGCCGCCGUCGCCGCUGCGAACAUGCUGCAGAAUUUCCAGGGCGUCAACCCAGACUACCUGAUCAAAGCUUCUGAAGCAGGCGCCGAGGGAGAGAACUGCGCCCUUGUAUACAGUGCAUGCUAUCUACAGGAGGAUGAAGAUUUUGGACGCGUCGUGUAG